Molecule: messenger RNA, 1113 nt
Organism: Trachymyrmex cornetzi
Lineage: Eukaryota; Metazoa; Arthropoda; Insecta; Hymenoptera; Formicidae
Product: zinc finger protein 525-like
Exons: 5
Coding region: 1-792 (263 amino acids)
Source: RefSeq, a predicted model, not a curated record
AUGACUUUUAUGGCAGUGAUUAAAUCUCGAAAUUUGCCAAAUUUGGAUGAACAAGAACAAACGGACGAUGACAUAAAAGAAAUGAAGAAAGGUUCACAUGUAUGCCAAUACUGCGAUAAGCAAUUUACCUCUUUGAAAGCUUGGAAACAACAUCAUAAAGAAGUACAUUUUCAAGUUAAACCCUAUAACUGCGGAAUGUGUGAUAAAACGUUUCAGUAUGAAUCCGAAUUACGUGGUCAUGUUAUACUUCAUGGAAAGGGAAAACCUUAUCCGUGCAUGCAUUGUGAAGAAACAUUUAAUCGAAAAGCGAAUCGAGAUAGGCAUGCAGAGGCGAAGCAUGUCAUUGAUAAAAAUUACAAGUGUAUCGUGUGUAAGAAAUUUUUCAAAAUUCAGCAGGAUUUGCGUGAUCAUAUAGACACAGAUCAUCCUGAAAGAAAGUACAAAUGUAACGAAUGUCCAUCUACAUUUACUCAUCAGAGGACCUUUAACGCGCACAUAAAGAUUAUACAUAAAGGCGGUAGAACACAUCUUUGUAAGGUUUGUGGCAAAACCUUUCGUACCAAACAUCACAGGGACAGCCACAGUUUGGUACACAGUAAUAAAAAGCAGUAUGAAUGUUCGAAGUGUGGCAAGGGCUUCAAACAUAGAAACACAUUUAUUGUACAUUUGCGAAAGGAUCACAGCGGUGACACCACAGAGGUGACACACACUUGUAAGAAAAAUGAAGAACAAAUAGCUCAACGAAUUAUGACCAUUCUUAACGAAGCAGCUCAACAAUCUGAUCAAAAUUAAACAUAAAGCGAGUGUCAAUAGAGCGUUAAUUGGAGUAUAAAGCCAGUGUAAAGAGAGAGUAACGGAAACGUAAAUGAAACCCAUAAGAAGCAAAAAUUGGAAUAUGGAAUGUAAAGGGAGCGUCGACUAAACGUUAAAGAAACAUAAAUAAAGUAUAGAUAAGUUCUUCGGCAAGCACGAGCAGAAUGUUCGUUGAAUGUAUACAGAGCGUGAUUAAGCAAUUUAGAGAACGUAAACGGAACAUCGUCAAGUUCUUAGAUGAACGUGAAUAAAAUAUAAUCGAGGUCCUUGGUAAGCAAACGAUAUUUUAAAAUAUAUUUC